Messenger RNA from Miscanthus lutarioriparius, 441 nucleotides. The record is from the annotation of a GenBank genome assembly. Lineage: Eukaryota; Viridiplantae; Streptophyta; Magnoliopsida; Poales; Poaceae.
AUGAUCCCCUUCGAGGAGACGAAGCCGCUGCUCCACACCGGCGGCCAGAGCAGCAGCAGGCGGGAGGACGACCAGGAGCCACCUCCACGCACAGCGGUGGCUCUCACCAUCGAGCUCCCCACGCACUACGACAGCGCAUCAGAGUUCGGUUCUUCCAGUGCCACCCCGACGGCGGCCACUCGUGUGCUCUCGUUCGGCGACGGUGAUGGUGACGCCAAGAGCCCGGCCUCCGGCGUCGACCCACUGGUGUUCGUCGACCCCGACGACGACGAUGCCUUCUGCCCGGAGCCUCUGGCGGUGGUGCCGCCGACCCCGUUCUUUGGCCUGGACGAGGAGGAGUACGUGCACUUCGGGUCGGCGAUGCACCAGGGCGUUCGCUUCGACGACCUCACGCCGGAGACGCUCGACUUCUUCGGCCUCCCCCCGUCGGCCCAGCCGUAG